UGUGGGUAAUAUACUUCGGCGAAGAUGCGGGCUUCGCCGAAGUGAGGAUUGAGGGCACAAAGGGUGCGGGGCGGGGCUAAGGACCACUCUGGGACACAGCACGCGAACCCGUCAACGGGAACGCGCAAUUUCAGGGACACAAGGGUGGAAGUAUUGGGACAGGGCCCUGUGUUGUGCGCACGCGCACCAUCUGCGCGUGUCUGAGAUGGAGCGGGUGUGCUCCUGAGGUGGUGAUGAUGGCAACAGGGGAGCGCAGAGAGAAUGAGAAGUUGUCGGUAAUGGCGGAUAAAUCUUCCACACUGUACGUGAAGCUGUUUGCCGCCGUGUUUUACGGUCUCAGUUCGUUCCUCAUCGUCGUGGUGAACAAAAGCGUCCUCACUAACUACAGGUUUCCCUCAUCAAUAUGCGUGGGAAUAGGACAAAUGUUCGCCACAGUAAUUGUGCUGUGGGUGGGCAAGGCUGCGAGGGUGAUCACCUUCCCAGAUUUGGAUGAAAGUAUACCUCACAAGACAUUUCCUCUACCUCUCCUGUAUGUGGGAAAUCAAAUCACUGGUCUUUUUGGUACCAAAAGGCUCAAUCUGCCGAUGUUUACAGUCCUCAGGAGAUUCUCCAUCCUAUUCACGAUGCUGGCUGAGGGAUUUCUGCUUAGGAAGAAGUUCUCCAGGCCUGUUCAGCUGACAGUGUUUACAAUGAUGCUUGGGGCGUUCAUAGCCGCAAGUGCCGACUUAUCCUUUGACCUGCAAGGCUAUGUCUUCAUUCUGAUGAAUGACGUUCUAACUGCAGCCAAUGGAGCCUACGUAAAGCAAAAAUUGGAUGCAAAGGAGUUAGGGAAAUAUGGAUUAUUAUACUAUAAUGCAUUAUUUAUGAUCCUGCCCACUCUUCUGUUGGCUGAAGUGACAGGAGACAUGCAAAAGGCAGCAGACUUUGAUGGCUGGUCUGAUGUGUUUUUCCUCUUGCAGUUUGUCCUCUCCUGUGUCAUGGGGUUUAUUCUUAUGUAUUCCACUGUACUAUGCACACAGUACAACUCCGCAUUAACGACUACUAUCGUGGGAUGCAUUAAGAAUGUCCUGGUGACGUACAUUGGGAUGGUGUUCAGUGGAGACUACAUUUUCUCUUGGACUAACUUCCUAGGGUUGAACAUCAGUAUUGCUGGCAGCUUGGUGUACUCGUACAUCACCCUCACAGAGGAGCAGUCCAACACACCCAGCGACAGCACCAAGCUCGAGAUCAAGGGGAAGGUAGUUGUGUGACAGACACUGGAUUUGGUCCUUUUAAUGCCGGUGAAUGGAAAAACUCUAUUUCUAGUGCUCCUUUUAUUUAUGGAGUGCCCCAAGAGGCAGAAUAAUGGAUGUCUCGGAAAUGAUGCUCCAUAAACGUUUCGUAGUGUGUCUUAAUGGAAAAGAAGCUGCACCAUCAUCCCCACCCCUCAUGCUGCUGCCAUGAUUACAAAAUCCUCCAGAGGGAUCGCUGCAGGAUUUUUUGAUGAUGUUUUAUGUCUUAUAAUACUGUAACUGGGAGUAUUAAGAACAAGGGAACAAUAUUUAUAUUCAGUAAUUUUCAGUUUUUUAGAUGGAAACUUUAUAUUUCAGGGUUUGAACAUUUUAGAGUUCAAUCUUGGGAUGAUGUAUUAUCAUCUGUUGAAAGCAUGAGUGUACUGAUGCAUCACUGGGAUAAAAGUCAUGGUUAUCUGAAAGGCACCGUUUCAUUUUAAAGCCUUUUCUGUUGUGCUGUUUACAAGGCAUGUGACCUUUGAUGCCCUCUGAGAACCAUGAAAUGCACUGACGACGUCUAUCCCUCAGUCUUCAGCCUUUAACGUUUUGCAGUUUUUUGGGAGAUGCUGCUGUAAACCUGUUCCAGGCUUUAUGGCAGUGAUGUGGGGAGAUGAAAAGACUGUAUCUUUAUCAAUAUUACAGAGUUCUGUUUUUUGUGGACUCUUAAAUCCUGCAACUGGUUCUGUCGAUGAAGAAUUGACAAAACCUAGUAUGGUUUUGUUUGCAUUGUUUUUUAAUUUUUUUACACAGUUGCACUUUUAACAUGGGUACCUCUUACAAAGCAGUAAAAACAAAUUCUCACCUGGUGUUACAUUUGAUUGGUGAAACUUAGAGAUUAUUGCACGAUCUUGGAAUUCAAGUUUCUUAGGGCUUUUAAGUAUUACAAGUGGAUCUGUUUUAUAUUUAUUCCCGUUUUUAGUCCUUUUCUCUCUGCAUUGAAUGAUAAUGAAUCAUUGAUGAUUUGUAGCUGGAAAAAUUGUAUUUUUACAUUGAAAAAGAACCUAGGCAUUUUACUUUUUUCAUUUUCUUUCAAUAAAACUUUUUUAUGAAGCUCA
Messenger RNA from Girardinichthys multiradiatus, 2326 nucleotides. It is a transcript of the gene slc35d1a, whose product is annotated as solute carrier family 35 member D1a. Bases 234 to 1250 code for a protein of 338 amino acids. Gene Ontology annotation, cellular component: Golgi apparatus. The transcript has 12 exons. Gene Ontology annotation, molecular function: antiporter activity; GDP-fucose transmembrane transporter activity. Lineage: Eukaryota; Metazoa; Chordata; Actinopteri; Cyprinodontiformes; Goodeidae. The record is from RefSeq and is a predicted model, not a curated record.